UUUGUUUUUCUCACUAACGCCAUUCCUGUCCACCUCUACGAACAACAACAAAAAAAUAUCAAAAACAAAAACCUAAACCACAUCCUUAAAACAAAAAUUCCCUCUCCGGAUCCACACAUAAAUUUUCAUUCACAGAACACUAUCACCGAUGAAGGACGUGAAGCCUAUAACAGUCUAAUUGAACGAAAGUCUUCAAUGACAUUCAUUAGUAAGUUGGAUACUAAUGAAUUCGAAAUGACCACUGCUAAGACGCUACCAAGGAGAUCAGUCCACUUGAAGAAUGAAGUUGAUGUCCUUGCGAUGGAGACAAGUUUGAGAAAUCAGCAGGGUCAGUUGACGGUGCCACUGCAAGAAGCCCCGCGACCAAUGACCCUACCCAAUCGGGGAUUCAAUGGAAAGCUGAGGAAGAGUGAACUCAUAACAAAUCCGAAGUUCUUCCCUUUGAAACAGAGACCCAGGACAUUGGCUGGGGAGAAUGAUGAAAAUUCUCCAGUCAACAGUAAUAGUUGUGGCCAGGCGAUAGCAGGUGGUGAUAAGGAGUGUGAAAGUCCCAGCUAUCUGACGAAUACUUUUUACACCUUCCCCGAAAAGAACGGAGAGAAGGCCACGUCGAGUGCCGAUCAUGCAGAUAGUUCCAGCUCAAAUGUCAUUCCUCUGCCACCGAGAGACAGAAACAAAGUUAUCAAAACCAAUCCCAAACGUCAUGUGCGCAAACAUCCACUUAUAAUUCCAGCCUAUGGUGUUCAAAGGACUUUGAAUAAAGUCACCGAAAUAACACCCGAUGAUGACCCUAAAAUUCCUUUCCCUGGAACUGAUAGAAGCCACUCUCUGACGGGUGACGCACACAGGAAUUCGGGUAUAAAUUUGAGGAAGUUCACACAUGAAGCUGUCAGCGCAGUUGUUCGUCCAACGAGUAGACACUCAGAUUCGUUUGAGAAGCCGAAUGAAUCGAGAACCUACCAGAACUUGCAGGAAGUCCACCGAGACAUGAAUGAGAACAACACACAUUCUGAUUCUCUAAAAUUUGAGUCCAUUGUUGAAGAUGGUUGUCACAACUUGGGAUCACCUGAUGUCACGGAUGGUUUCUAUAAUUUCUCCAUUCAAAAGGAGCAAUACAACAAAUCCAAGGAGGUCGACUUUGAUAGUACAAAAAUAUCGGGACUCUAUGUGAACGAAGAUGAGCUUCGGAACUUGGACAUCGAAAAGAAAACUGUCGUCCCCUAUGUGUCUCCGAAGACAACUAGCGCAAGCAGUAGCAGCAGUUCAGUUUCGAUUGCAGUCGCUAAACCUAUAGCAGCUGUGGCGACAACCUCAAGUGGUAGCACUGGCAAUGAAUUGGCAGGUCACGCACUCUUCAACAAAAUCCGAGAGAGCGUCGACAUGGCUAUGAAUAGGUCACAAACCAGCGAUGGUAGUCGUCAUAGCAGUCGUCCUGGCAGUAAGCACGAAAGCGUCGUCCUUGAGAGUUCAAAUGAGGUUGGUCAAGAGGAAGAUGCUUCACCUCAGGGAGCGUUGGUUAAAGACUCGAAUUCCGUAAGCUGUGAGGAUCUGCUUGAGUUUUCAGAUAAGAAGCCUAAGGGAUGCGAACGUGGCGUUGACUCCGAUGAAGUGAGAAUAAUGAUGAAAGUCUUAGGAAAAGAGAGUACACCACCGAGGUGCCUUCACGUUCUUGAAUUCAUCGAAUGGGAUGUUCACAAAGCAAUAAAACUCAUCAAACUUCAAAACAUCCUUUCUGGAAUGGAAUUAAGUCUAACAGAGUCUGUUGAAGCUUUACAAAAGUCCGACUGGGAUCUUCAAAUAACCGCCAUGAAGUUGAAAGGUCAUAAAUGAUUACUGAUAGUCGGACCGCUGUUUUCUUUUUUAGUCUCUAUACAGUCACAAACUCAUCACGACUUCCACUGAGCAUUUCUUUUGGCAAAUAUCGAUUUCUUUUCCUUAAUUAUCUUUCAAUUAUAUUUUGAAUUUGAAAACCUUUAAAAAAUUAAUAAUAAUUUUGUAUCUCGUUUCAUAAAUUACAUGACAAAUUUUUGAUUUCUUUUCUAUCGAAGUCUGAAUCUCGAUUAAGUACUUAUUUAGCUGUAAAAAGUAUGUUAACAUAUAUUUUUUUUAAUAAUUAAUAUUUGAAUUAAUUCUCACAAAACAAAAAUAUUAUUAUAAUAUUUAAAGAGAUUUUAUAUUGUGUUUAAACUUUAACUUACAAAAGAAAAAAGUAUAAAAAUCGAACAAACUCUAUUUUACUUUUUUUUACAAUUUUCUUAUUAUGUUUUAAUCUUAUUAAAUUGUUUGUUUUAUUUUCUGUAUUUUUUAAUUUAACAUUUUUAUUAUUGAAAAUAUUUUGUAAAAUAAAAAUUUAUUUUUUAUAAAACUAAUUGACUUAUUUAAGAACUAAAUACAAAACAAAAAGAUUCUACAUUUAUACCUUUUUUCCAAGAAAAUUUAAUAAAACCUAUUUUGAUAUUGAUUAAAAUUUCCAAAAA
Molecule: messenger RNA, 2477 nt
Organism: Eupeodes corollae
Lineage: Eukaryota; Metazoa; Arthropoda; Insecta; Diptera; Syrphidae
Product: activated Cdc42 kinase-like
Exons: 2
Source: RefSeq, a predicted model, not a curated record